This is a messenger RNA of Exophiala aquamarina CBS 119918, 972 nucleotides long. RefSeq lists its product as uncharacterized. NCBI's taxonomy places the organism in Eukaryota, Fungi, Ascomycota, Eurotiomycetes, Chaetothyriales, Herpotrichiellaceae. Bases 1 to 972 code for a protein of 323 amino acids. The record is from RefSeq and is a predicted model, not a curated record. The transcript is spliced from 2 exons.
AUGUCUCCCGUUCCAGAGUCAGAAAUUUUCAAGAGCACAGCCUCAACUAGGAACUUGACAUCAAAUAUAGCCAACAAAGUGCCGACCGUGAACGUCACAGUUACAACUCCCGCCCUUCGAGGCACACUCGAUUGUACACUCCUGGAAUCUGCUGCCAAAUUUUCGAGCAGGUUGACCGAAUGGGAUUUGUCCGAUGGUGACAGGUGGAAUAUUUCAACGAACCCUACUGUGCUAGACAGGGGUUUCGAAGUCAACGACCAUAUGGAGUUAGGAACGCAGGCUGCGCUAUCAACGACUCCAAUUCUCUCUAGAAAACGCACGAUCCUUUGCUGCGCCAAUCCGUCGGGUGACACUAGCAGCGAAUCGGCAAUAGGCUACUGGUCGGCCAAUUAUGGUCAGCAUCAAGUUAAUGACUUUGAGACUGCCUCUUAUCCACGCAACCUGACGCUGAAAUGGAUUAGUGGAAAUGCUGCUCGCCAAUUGUAUAUGGGCAAUGAAACUUAUGAAGGCUUGCAUGGGUCACCCGAGCCAGUGGAAUGGCCAUGGUCGGAUGUUUAUCUCGCACACAACUAUUCCGAGCCUGGUGAUGGCGUCGACGCAGGCGUUGUUCACAACCAGAUGACUGUCAGUUUUGGCGUUUUGUUCCAAGAUGCCAUGCUGGUCGCGUUGGACUUGAAGAAGCUGUGGCCAUCGAGUGGCUCGGUGGCGAAGACUGAAGACCUCAGUGAUAAGAACUUCAAUUUGCGUCGUCCAGAACAGGGGCUGAACACAGGUCUCAUGUCGUACUCCAUGUACCAGCUUACUGGCGGUGACAAGGAGAAGCUGAUGGACCCGGUGCAGAUGACAGAGCUUGGACAGAGGGUCUUCGCGACAUUCUUCCAGCACUUUGUCUCGUCAAACCGCUCUUCUAGCGGUGGGUGGGCAUUCCAGGACGUCGGCGCAGCUCUUCCUGCUAAUCUCGGUCCAGUCUAG